AUGUAUUGCCAAAUCAACUCGUGCUUCAAUAGUUCAACGGAGGAGGGUUUCCGAUCCAGAUCAGUGGAAGAAGUUGUAUCAUCUUAUGAGCAAAGAAAGGAAAAGUUUGUUGGCACUAAAAUAACAAGCGACGAUUUUUACUCCACUGAAGCGUUGCAAAAAUUAAUUACUAAUAGAAAAAAGGAUAAGAACAAAGACAAUGUGAACUGGCUGAGAUACGACAGCCACCCUACACCGAAAUCGGAAGCAACGAAACAAUGUAAGCCGUUGCUACACGCCGUUACCAUGUCUACGUGGCGAGCACGUGUUUUCGGCGAAGAAACCGCGAAGCCUCCUUCGAUAUCAUUUCAAGCAAACAAUUUUAUUCUUUUAUUUAUGACGAUUGAUGAUUUCAAUUUCGGCAGUCAACAGCAGUGGAUUCGAGCGUGGACCAGUUGUAUUUAUUUCCGAAGGUUGUGUUGCGUGUGCCUUUUUAAAAUGUCCUUCGAGCAAGACAAGCGGUCCCUUUACGAGCGCCGUCGAAAUGUUCUAUAUCUAAUCUCGCAUUAUUUUUCCUUAAUGGGACUCCGCCAAUCGCGUCAAGCCCUCCUGGAUGAAGCACAUCUAACCGAGGAAUUUGAAGUCUGCGAUAAUAUCGAUCUGGAUACAAUUUAUCAGGAAUUUUGCAGCUACUAUUUCCUGAAAUUUGGCAAACAACCAAAAGUGGUGAAGAAAAACGACAACUUUACCGUGCAAUCGACUCCGGUUUUACCGCAGCGUAAGCAAUCGGGUUGCAAAAAGCGAACCUCAAACUCAACAGUAGCUAAACCGCCAACACUAUCACCACGUGGGGAACCCGAAACCGAUAAUGACGCCAGUAGUUUGGGAGCUAAUCUAAUGGUUACACAGCUGAUUGAUCCGAAUCAAGCAACGGCAGCCAAUCCAGGGAAGGAAGUCAGCGAAGACACGACAAAACGGCGAGAAGUUGCUUCUUUGAGCAACCCUAGUAUGAGGCCGCUUAUCCAUUUGCACGAGAAUUAUUCCAGCGAAUGGAAGGAACUGGCGGAUAUUGUUUGCAGAGACCUUAUUAGAAAGAAUCUUCACCAACAGUUGAACCAGGUCAAGGGACUAGAUGUGGCCAUCAAGCUCCUGCAAGAAAGCGUUAUAACGCCACUCAAGUUUCCAGAGUUGUUUGUGGGACUUACCAAGCCUUGGCGCUGUAUUCUGCUGCACGGUCCACCUGGAACGGGGAAAACAAUGCUCGCGCGUGCCCUCUGCUCGGAAACACGAGAAUCAAGCACAUUUUUCAACGCCACCGCCAGCUCGCUGAUAUCCAAAUGGCGUGGCGAAUCGGAGAAGCUUAUCCGUGUGCUGUACGACUUGGCGCGGUUCUAUGCCCCCUCGAUCAUCUUCAUUGACGAGUUUGAUGGCCUAGCGUCCCGGCGUGAUUCCAUCGGUGAACACGAGGCUUCCAAGAGAUUUAAAAAUGAAUUUCUGGCUCUGAUCGAUGGUCUCGACAGUGGAUCAGAUGACGAGAGGGUGUUCCUUCUGGGUAGCACCAACAUUCCAUGGGAAAUUGACCCGGCUUUCCUCAGGCGGUUUGAGAAGAAGGUUUUGAUUGAUGUACCGGAUCGCGUCGGAAGAAAAGCAAUAAUGAACGAUUUACUGCCAGUUUCGCUCGAGUGGACUCAAAAGCAGAUCGAUGAGUUAAUUGAAAUGACGACAAAUUUUACCGGCGAUGAGCUUAGGAUAGCGUGCAAAGAGGCAUCAAUGAUGGUGAUCAGGAAUAAGAUAAAUCACAGCAGUGACUCAACGCCGCCCGAGAAAUCGCCACCAAGCAAAGUGCAAAUCGAACACCUGAAAAGUGCCCUCAGCCUGAUGCAACCAGCAUCACUACCACUCAUUGAGAAACAUCGCGAAUGGAACCGAAAGUAUGGCAAUCAAUGACCCUUUUGAGCAUUUCCGCUGCGUUUAUUUUUAUUUAACUUUUGAAAAGCAAACAUUGCUUAGAAGGAAUCAUUUGUUCAAACAUAAAAUUCAUUGAAUCCAACUGAUUUGAGAAC
This is a messenger RNA of Toxorhynchites rutilus septentrionalis, 2042 nucleotides long. RefSeq names its product katanin p60 ATPase-containing subunit A-like 2. The coding region runs from base 1 to 1926 and encodes 641 amino acids. The record is from RefSeq and is a predicted model, not a curated record. Gene Ontology annotation, molecular function: ATP hydrolysis activity; protein binding; ATP binding. NCBI's taxonomy places the organism in Eukaryota, Metazoa, Arthropoda, Insecta, Diptera, Culicidae. The transcript is spliced from 5 exons.